Sphaeroforma arctica JP610 is the source of this 681-nucleotide messenger RNA. RefSeq lists its product as hypothetical. The record is from RefSeq and is a predicted model, not a curated record. The transcript is spliced from 3 exons. Lineage: Eukaryota; Ichthyosporea; Ichthyophonida. Gene Ontology annotation, molecular function: oxidoreductase activity, acting on the CH-CH group of donors. Gene Ontology annotation, cellular component: membrane. Gene Ontology annotation, biological process: lipid metabolic process. Bases 1 to 627 code for a protein of 208 amino acids.
AUGUUAUCCCAAUACACUCGAGGUAUCGAACUCAAUUCCCUCACCCUCACAUGGUCACGUCACAGAUUGGGAUCAUUUCUCUUCCAACGAAUCCAAAAAGAUGGCAAGGAUUCCCGAUUUGACACUCUCAAGCCGUACUUCUUCCGAUUCUUCAAUGUUUGGUCCAUCCAAGGCCUGUGGGUGUUCUUAACGGCAUUGCCCGUGUACACCCUUAACAGUAGCGAAGACACAAGACCAUUGACGUUUGUCGACUUAUUAGGCCUCUGUCUGUGGGUAUUUGGCUUUGCCUUGGAGGUGACGGCUGAUCGACAGAAGUCUGAGUGGCGAGACAACCCCGUGAACAAAGGUCGGUUCAUUACGGUGGGUCUGUGGGGUCUGAGUCGACAUCCCAACUACUUCGGCGAGUCUACGCUGUGGCUGGGCAUGUUUAUAGUGAGUACACCCAUCCUGCACGGGUGGCAAUGGAUCUGCGCUAUCAGCCCCAUCUUUGUUGUGUUGCUGUUGACGAAGGUCUCCGGAGUGCCACUACUAGAGAAAAAAGCAGACGAGAAAUGGGGCGAUGAAGAGGAGUAUCAGAAAUACAAGCGGGAGACACCUAUAUUUAUCCCGAAAUUGCCCUCAAUGUAGUCUAAAAAAAGAUCAACAAAAAUAAAAUCAAGGAUGUAUAUACUUAUAUGAAAG